UCUGAGCCCUUCAAGAAGCCUGUCACAAAGCGAGAAGCUCCUGAUUAUCACGCGAUUAUCAAAAAGCCCAUAUGCCUCAAUGAUGUUAAAAAGAAGCUUGACAAGAACGAAUAUGAAGGAAAUGUUAGAGAGUUCAUGUCGGACAUGGCGCUUAUUUUCAUUAAUGCGAUGCAGUACAAU
Molecule: messenger RNA, 180 nt
Organism: Guillardia theta CCMP2712
Lineage: Eukaryota; Cryptophyceae; Pyrenomonadales; Geminigeraceae
Exons: 1
Molecular function (GO): protein binding
Source: RefSeq, a predicted model, not a curated record